AUGCGCGUCCUCGUCAGUGGAGCCGGUAUCGCCGGUCCCACGCUCGCAUAUUUCCUCUCUCACGCGGGCUUCCGCGUCACCGUCGUCGAGAAGGCCAACUCGAUGUUGGCACAAGGUCAGAACAUCGACAUGUGCGGAACUGCGCUCAACAUCGUCAACAAGAUGAACCUGCUCGAAGAAGUUCGCAAGCACAACACGACCGAAAAGGGAUUCUGCCUCAUCGACCGUCACGGUCGGCCUUUUGCAAGGAUGCCGGUCAACGGAUCUGCUGGAAGUCCCAGUAGCGAAUUUGAGAUCUUGCGUAGUGAUCUUGCCGAUGUGAUCUACAAGGCGGUGGAGAAGCUGGAUAACGUCGAGUUUCGGUUUGGGACGACGGUGAGCAAGGUAUUGGAGAAUGGGGUGGACAAGGUCCGAGUGGAGUUGAGCUCGGGUGCAGAGGAAGAGUACGAUAUCUUGGUUGCUGCGGAUGGUCAAUGGUCGAGGUUGAGGAAGGAAGUAUUCGGAGAACAAGCCGUGACGGUACGGGAUAUGAAUUGUCUCGUCAUCUACGCUACCAUUCCCCGAACUGAUCAAGACGGCGACUACUGGGAGAUCUUCUCCGACCUGAAGCGUCGAAACGUUCACAUUCGUCCCGACAAUCACGGAACCACGCGAGCAUGUCUUACCAUCAUGCCUCGAACCGAUCAGCAGAAACAAUCCUGGUUCGCAGCUGCUCGAAGUCACGAUCGCAAACUUCAAAUGGAUCUGCUUCGAAGCGAAUUCAACGAUGUCGGAUGGAAGGCUCGUCGCAUCUUGGACGGUAUGGAAGUAGCCGACGAUCUAUACUUCCAAGCGACCCAGCAGAUCCGCAUGGACAAGUGGCACAAGAAUCGUGUCAUCUGUCUAGGAGAUACAGCCUACGCUCCGACACCAUUUACCGGCAUGGGCGCUUCCCUCGCUAUCGACGGAGCCUACCUCCUCGCCGGCCACCUGUCCAAGCUAAAAUCAGGCCAACAUCCGUCAAGCGCUUUCGAGGAAUACGAGGCGCAAUUCCGUCCGUUCGUCAAAGAAAUUCAGAACGUGCCCUGGUUCAUCCCCGGCAUAGCCCAUCCGACACACGAAUGGCAGAGGUGGUUGUUUCAAUCCUUCGUAGCUGCAGUAGCUUUUGUGCUCACAAGACCACGUAUAGCACGGUGGGCGGCGACCAAGGGCAAGAAGGUGCAAGAGGGACUGGUCGAUAUUCCAGACGCGCCUUUCCCGCAGUUUGCCGCCUUCGAACAAGCCAAUGAAAUCAAGGUUUGA
This is a messenger RNA of Pseudozyma hubeiensis SY62, 1281 nucleotides long. RefSeq lists its product as hypothetical. Gene Ontology annotation, molecular function: FAD binding. The record is from RefSeq and is a predicted model, not a curated record. Lineage: Eukaryota; Fungi; Basidiomycota; Ustilaginomycetes; Ustilaginales; Ustilaginaceae. Bases 1 to 1281 code for a protein of 426 amino acids. The transcript has a single exon.